Molecule: messenger RNA, 2613 nt
Organism: Erythranthe guttata (spotted monkey flower)
Lineage: Eukaryota; Viridiplantae; Streptophyta; Magnoliopsida; Lamiales; Phrymaceae
Gene: DUR3
Product: urea-proton symporter DEGRADATION OF UREA 3 (DUR3)
Biological process (GO): urea transmembrane transport
Cellular component (GO): plasma membrane
Molecular function (GO): urea transmembrane transporter activity
Source: RefSeq, a predicted model, not a curated record
AAAAAAAAAAAACCAACACAAAAGUCUUAUUUCGGAGUUGGCUGUAGAAAACUAAAAACAAAUAAGAGCGACUGAUUAAAACAAUCACAGCCAUACAUAUAGAUUCCUCCAUUAUCAAAAUAGAUGCACAUAGUUUGACUUGCUUAUUGCUAAUUAGAUAUUUAGUAUAUUCCGUCACCAGAAAGAAACCGUCCUCUGCACUGUUCACAGCUUCACUAUAUAUAUCCCAAACAAGAUAUAUGUCCAAAAACAGUUGAGCAGAGAGAGAGAGAGAGAAGAUAGAGAGAGAAAGUAACAGAAAAUAUAAUGGCUUCUUCUCCCACAACUUGCUCACCUUUCCCAUUCUCCGAAAAGUAUUACCAUGUCGUUGACGGCGUCUGUAAGAAACAAGCCAGUUUCUUCGGAGAAGACCCCGUGCUCAAUCAAGCUGUCGGAUAUGCCGUCAUUCUCGGUUUCGGAGCUUUUUUCGCCGUCUUUACCUCUUUCCUGGUGUGGCUGGAAACGAGAUACGUGGGCUCUGUCCACACGUCGGAAUGGUUCAACACGGCAGGUAGAAAUGUCAAGACAGGGCUAAUUGCCAGUGUGAUCGUCUCCCAGUGGACUUGGGCUGCUACAAUCUUGCAAAGCUCCAACGUCGCAUGGCAAUACGGAAUCAGCGGCCCUUUCUGGUACGCAAGUGGCGCCACAAUCCAGGUGCUCUUAUUUGGUGUAAUCGCCAUUGAGAUCAAACGAAAAGCGCCCCACGCUCACACCGUCUGCGAAAUUGUGAAAGCAAGAUGGGGAACUCAUGCUCAUAUAGUCUUUCUAACGUUCUGCUUCAUGACGAACGUAAUCGUAACUGCCAUGCUUCUUCUCGGCGGGUCCGCAGUGGUGACUGCUCUGACCGGAGUCAACAUCUACGCCGCCAGUUUUCUCAUUCCUCUCGGUGUUAUAGUCUACACACUUGCCGGAGGGCUAAAAGCCACCUUCUUGGCAAGUUACAUCCAUUCCGUUAUAGUACACGUGGUUUUGGUCAUCUUCGUGUACUUAGUCUACGCAUCGAACAGUGAACUUGGCAGCCCGACCGUCGUGUACAAUCGUUUGCUCCAGGUCGCCAGCAAAGCACGAGUAGACUGCCUUCCUGGCCACACCCAAUCGUGCGGGCCUAUUAACGGCAACCAUAAAGGAUCCUACAUCACAAUGUUGAGUUCCGGAGGUCUUGUCUUUGGCAUUAUCAACAUUGUCGGCAAUUUCGGUACCGUUUUCGUUGACAACGGGUAUUGGGUGAGUGCAAUUGCUGCAAGACCAUCAUCAACACACAAGGGGUAUUUGUUAGGAGGAUUGGUAUGGUUUGCUGUGCCAUUCUCUCUGGCAACAUCACUCGGUAUUGGAGCAUUAGCGCUCGAUUUACCAAUUACUGCAGAUGAAGCGGCGCGUGGGCUUGUACCUCCGGCAACCGCCAUUGCUUUGAUGGGGAAAGCAGGCUCUGUUCUUCUUCUAACCAUGCUUUUCAUGGCUGUGACGUCAGCCGGUUCGUCGGAGCUGAUAGCGGUUUCGUCGCUGUGCACGUACGACAUCUACAGAACGUACGUCAACCCGGCGGCCACCGGAAAGCAGAUCCUGAAGGUGUCGAGGGCGGUGAUCCUAGGGUUCGGCUGCUUCAUGGGGAUCCUCGCCGUGAUUCUGAACAAGGCCACCGUUUCCCUGGGGUGGAUGUACCUGGCGAUGGGGGUGUUCAUCGGCUCCGCCGUGAUGCCGAUCGCGUUCAUGCUCCUGUGGAGGAAGGCGAACGCGACGGGGGCGAUCCUCGGCUGCAUCACCGGCUGCGUCUGCGGGAUCGUGACGUGGCUGACGACGACUCAGGUGAUUUACGGCCGGGUGAACCUCGACACCACCGGAAGGAACGCGCCGAUGCUCGCCGGAAACCUAGUCUCCAUACUCAUCGGCGGCGCCGUCCAUGCGGUGUGCAGCUUCAUCUCGCCGCAGAACUACGAUUGGGAGAGCACCAAACAGAUCACGGUGGUUGAUAAGGACAGCAGCGAUUUGCCGGAGGAGGAAUUCAAGGAGGAGAAGCUGAACGCAGCCAAGAGAUGGAUCAUCAAAUGGGGGCUUGGAUUCACUCUCGUCAUUGUCAUUUUGUGGCCUGCUCUAACAGUUCCCGCCGGGCAAUUCAACAAGGGGUACUUCACAUUUUGGGCGGUGAUAGCGGUGGCGUGGGGUACAGUGGCGUCGGCGGUGAUCAUUGCUUUGCCGUUGAUAGAAAGCCGGGAGACUAUAGUGAGUGUGAUUGUUGGAAUGUGCAAAAGCACUCUUGGUCUUUUUGGUUUGUGCAAGGGUGAAGAGGAUAAAACAAUCACUUAAUUGUUUGUGUUGUGAUUAUUUUGUUUGAUUGAUUAAUGUGUGUGUGCUUGUUUGUUGUUGAUUAUGUAAAUAAUAAAGAAAUGGGGGCUUUCUUUAAUUACUUUUGGAUUUUCAAUUUUUUGUUUUUGGCCCCCCUAAAGAUUUUAUAGUGGUGAAAUAUAUAUCACAAAUUAUUUGUGGAAAUUUGUUUUGAGUUCAACAAGAUUUGUAGAGUUCUGAGAAUGUAAUGUAAUGAAGUGGUGUUCAUUUUAGUGGAUAUGAUUUGUUUUUCUA